AUCUAUAAGAGAAAUCUCGCAACACACGAAUUCUUGAAAACACACGCCUAAGCCUAAGCAGAAGGAAAAAAAGAAGCAAAAUGGCCUGUUCUGGCUCUUCCAUUCUGUUAUUUUUUGUUUUUCUAUUUUUACAUCCUUCAUUGCUACUCUCACUUCCAGUUCAGGAUAGCUUUCUGCAGUGUCUCUCAAAAAAUUCUGAACUCUCCUUUCCCUUUUCCACCAUCGUGUACACUCCAAAAAACUCUUCAUACACUACUAUUCUGCAAUCUUCUGCUCAAAACCCCAGAUUCACAAGGCCUUCGUUACCAAAACCAGAGUUUAUAGUCACUCCAUUACAGGAAUCUCACAUCCAAGCUGCUGUUAUUUGCUCAAAGCAGCUUGGAAUUCAUCUUAGAGUCCUUAGUGGAGGCCAUGACUAUGAGGGACUCUCUUAUGUAUCUGAAAUUGAAAAACCAUUCAUUGUUGUAAACCUUGCCAAACUUCGAUCCAUUAGCGUCGAUAUCGAUGAUAACAGCGCAUGGGUUCAAGCGGGGGCUACAAAUGGUGAACUCUACUAUAGAAUUGCUGAGAAAAGCAAAACUCGUGGCUUCCCGGCUGGUCUUGCCACCACUCUUGGUAUUGGUGGGCACAUCACAGGUGGUGCUUAUGGCUCUAUGUUGAGGAAAUAUGGCCUUGCAGUAGACAAUGUGAUCGACGCUCGCAUAGUUGAUGUUCAUGGAAGGGUUCUUGACAGGAAAGCCAUGGGGAAAGAUCUUUUCUGGGCAAUCAGAGGAGGUGGAGGAGGCAGCUUUGGAAUCAAUUCUGCCUGGAAAGUAAAAUUGGUUCCAGUUCCAUCAACUGUGACAGUUUUUCAGAUUACUAAGACCCUGGAACAAGGUGCUAUUAAAAUCCUUAAUAGAUGGCAACAAGUUGCUGAUAAACUUGACGAGGAUCUCUUCAUCAGAGUCUACUUACAAUUGGCUGGUGCUGGUAACGGAGGAAAAAAAACUGUAUCAACCACUUACAUUUCCUUGUUUCUUGGUGAUGCCAGAAGACUCCUCCAAGUAAUGCAAGACAGCUUCCCUGAAUUGGGUUUGACAAGACAGGAUUGUAUUGAAACAAGCUGGAUCAACUCUGUGCUGCAUUUGGCUGGUUACUCCAACGACACAGCACCAUAGUUUUUACUUGAACGGAAGAAUAUAUAUUCAAACUACUUCAAAGCCAAGUCAGACUUUGCGAAACAGCCAAUUCCUGAAACCACACUUGAGGAAUUAUGUAAAAUGUUAUUGGAACAAGAGAUUCCUCAAAUAGCAUUGACUCCUUACGGAGGAAUGAUGAGCAAAAUCUCAGAAAAACAGACUCCUUUUCCUCAUAGGAAGGGCAACCUGUUCAUGAUCCACUACAUGACCAUCUGGACAAGCCCUUCAGAUAAUGCUGCAAAGCAUCUAGAUUGGGUUAGGAAGGUUUAUGAGUACAUGACCCCAUAUGUUCAACCAAGGACUGCAUAUGUCAAUUAUAGGGACCUUGAUGUGGGCAUGAACAAGAAGACUAACACAAGCCUUAAAGAAGCAAGUGUUUGGGGUUCCAAAUACUUCAAGGAUAACUUCUACAGAUUGGCAUUUGUAAUGUUAUUUGUAUUUUAUAUUAACUCUAUAAUUAUUUUUAGAGAUUGA
This is a messenger RNA of Populus trichocarpa (black cottonwood), 1652 nucleotides long. Its product is annotated as berberine bridge enzyme-like 26. The transcript has 2 exons. Gene Ontology annotation, molecular function: FAD binding; oxidoreductase activity. The record is from RefSeq and is a predicted model, not a curated record. NCBI's taxonomy places the organism in Eukaryota, Viridiplantae, Streptophyta, Magnoliopsida, Malpighiales, Salicaceae.